UGUUAGCCUGUUAGCAUGCUAGCAUGCUAGCACGCUGGAUGAGAUGAUCAGAGUCGGACACGAGGAGCAGCUGCGGACUCUCGCGGAGUGUCGGUACAGUUAUCCAGCUGAGACCCGCUCGGAUCUUCAGGACGUUCUCUCUCGGUUCUCUGAUCUUCGUCUCUAUGUGGACUUCUACUGUUUUCCAAACAAAGAGAAGAAGAAGCUGCUGUAUCUGUCUGGAACUGUUCCUGUUCACUAUGAAGGAAGUGAGUAUAAUAUCCCAGUGUGCAUCUGGCUUCAUGAGACCCACCCGGUGUCCAGACCUCGCUGUUUCGUCUGUCCCUCCGUCUCCAUGGUGAUCAACCCGUCCUGUUCCUGCGUGGACGCCUCUGGCAACAUCCUUCUGGACGGACUUACAAACUGGACUCAUGGCGUGUCCAACCUGUCACUGCUGCUGUCAGAGAUGAGGCGGGCCUUCCAGAGGGACACGCCCCUGUAUGCCAGGUCUCCUGUACAAGCCCCGCCCCCUGCAGGUGUGCAGGUGUCUGCCCAAAGCAUGCAUCAUGCCACCUUCAUCACCUCCUCCUCCUCCACCUCCUCCCCACAGAGACAGUGUCUCUCCCUCACCUCAUCCCACUUUACUGGACAGACAGCGAGCCAAUGGGAGCAGGGCAGGGAGGUGAGGGUGAGGAGGUCGUACACAGAGGAGCUGCUGGGGAUCGACUUCAGCACUCCUCCUCCUUCAUCUUCCUCCUCCAACAACCCUUUCCUGAGCUCCUCCUCCUCAGGUGGUCCUCCUGCAGUCCCUCUCAGCAGGAGGAUGGCAGCUCUGAAGCUGGACGGAGAGUCCAGCAGAGACCAGCAGGGUGAGUCACCUGUACGGAUGGUCCAAUCAGAAGCAGCCCGAGACAGACGCACCACAUGCUCUGUGGUUAUGGUUCCAGAUCCUGGACCAGCUGCUGGAGUGGACCUAAUCCAGAUGGCGGCUCGUCUUCCUCCGGACCAGGCGGCCAGCUUCCUGUCUCUGGUUACCAUGGAGGGGCGGGGCUUCAGCCCCUCUGAUGUCAUGGAGGCGGUCCAACUCAGCAGAGAUCUACCAUCAGCCCUCAAGUUCCUGACUCACAGCUGCCCCUUCUGUCAGGAGCAGGUGUCCUUCAGCAAGAUCAUCACCAUGACUCACUGCUCCUGUUUCUUGUGUCAGACAUGUUUUAAGACGUUUUUCUUGUCGGCCAUUAAAGAGAAGAGCAUCGAUCAGCUGGUUUGUCCUCAGUGUGGCCAACCUGAGGUCAGAGGUCAGGGGGGAAUGGAAUACUUCAACCUGCUGGACACACAGAUCCGUCACUUCCUGCCUCCUCAGAUCCACGAACUCUUUCAGAGGAAACUCAGAGAUCGAGCUCUGCAGGACAUGCCAAACUUUCACUGGUGUGCUCAUUGUUCGUUCGGCAUGCUUCAUGAAGCUGACAGGUUGAGGAUGGACUGUCCCAGCUGUAAGAAGAGUACCUGCUGUCAGUGUAGAUCUCCUUGGUCUCCUCAACAUCAGGGACGCUCCUGUCACCAGUUCAGAAUCUGGCAGCAGCAGAACCAUCUGGAUCCCCAAACCACCACCCUGCUGAGCCACAACAGCAUCGAGUGUCCAAACUGUCAGUGUGUCUUCAGUCUGUCUAAAGGGGGCUGUCUCCACUUCACCUGCAGUCAGUGUCAGCACCAGUUCUGCGGAGGCUGCAGUCAGACCUUCACUCCUGGAUCUGCAUGCAGUUUCUCUGCCGACUGUGGAACCAAAGGUCUUCACGCCCACCACCCCAGAAACUGCCUUUACCACCUGAGGGACUGGAGUGUGGCCCGUCUACAGCUGCUGCUACAGUAUUACCGAAUGUCUCUCACCUUGUUGGAACCAGCCAAUGGCAGCUCACCUGACUCCAGUCAGACAGGAGUGUGCGUGGUUUUGGAGCUGAGAGACGACAGCAGCAGACGGGAGGAGCCUUGUGGACGACCUGCUCUACAAGAAUACAGGGGAUACUGCCAGUUGCACUAUAAGGAGCGCUUGGUGGAGCUGAUCAACCGUUGCCGUGCCGACCCGGCGGUCCUCUUCAGCCCGGCAGAGAUGAUGGCGGAGCUGCGGCGCUGGCAUGUUGCCAUGCCGACCAAGAAACCAGGAGAACCAGAGCCGCUGUACACAAAACGCCUCCGCCUGACUCUGACCAAUAGCGUUCCUCUCAGGAAGCAGUGACACUCUCAGACGAAAUCUUCUGUGACUCCUUAAGCUCCGCCUCCUCGCCUGCUGCCGAGUGACUGACUGACUUCACCCACUCCUAACAUGCCAGCCAAUCAGACCUUGUUCAGUGUCAUCGCGGGAAAAAUAACUUUUUGACACAAAGAACCUGCUAUGACAUCAAUUCAAUGGGCGUGGUCAGUACCUGCAGUGACAUCACUGAAGAGGGCGUGGUCAAAGCUUUGAGACUAAAAAUGGAACUUAUCAUCUGUGUCAGUCCCAGUGACGUCAUCAAAUACUUCAGCCGUGCUUCUGAUUGGCUCAUUAGUUGCCGUGGAAACACAGCCAGAGAAAAAUAAAAUACUUUAUUGGAACUAUAAUGAAAAGGGUCCAAAGACGGAGCGAGCAGAUGUUCCCCUUAACAAGCACUGUUAGCUGUUAGCUGAGCACAAUUCCAUUGUUUUCACUUAUAUAGAAUUUCUUAAUCAACCAGGAUUGAGAUGUUAAAGGUGACAUAUCAUGCUUUGAUGUUGUUUUCAUCAUCUGUCUGAAAUGUUCAGUUUUGCUAAAAAUGCUAAAGCAGCAAAGCUAAAGCAAGUCAGUUAAAACGGUGUGCUGCAGUAAACUCCGCCUCCUAUGGGGUUUGAUUGGGUCCUUAAAUGCAGCCGGGAGUAGACUGGGACACGUUCAGGAUGUUUAUGUUGAGGUGAACGGUCUGUAUAUUGAAGACAGUUCCUGAAUAAGGGAUGUGUGCCUUUCACCACGGACUCAGUGUUUCAGUAUUUUCACAGUAUUUAUACAACCCUCAGACCUGCUACAUCAUAAUAAUCUAAAUCUCUUUUAAUACAAUAUGGGACCUUUAAGGAUGCCACUUUAAGCGUUCCCUUCUGUGUCAGCCAGAGUGAGCCGCGUUAGCUCUGAUGGCGGUGAACCCUCAACCUUCUUCUGCUUUAGCUAUUGCUGCACUUUAACUGCUGUGAAUAAAUGUAUUAAAUAAAAAUAUCUUCAAGUCCUACGACAAAAGUCAGAGUACAGUAUGUCAUAAACAGUCAGAGUAUAGUAUGUUAUAAACAGAGUACAGUAUGUUAUAAACAGUCAGAGUAUAGUAUGUUAUAAACAGAGUACA
This is a messenger RNA of Anoplopoma fimbria (sablefish), 3317 nucleotides long. RefSeq names its product E3 ubiquitin-protein ligase RNF31. The transcript is spliced from 19 exons. The coding region runs from base 44 to 2209 and encodes 721 amino acids. Gene Ontology annotation, molecular function: ubiquitin protein ligase activity; zinc ion binding; linear polyubiquitin binding. The record is from RefSeq and is a predicted model, not a curated record. Lineage: Eukaryota; Metazoa; Chordata; Actinopteri; Perciformes; Anoplopomatidae. Gene Ontology annotation, biological process: protein transport; protein linear polyubiquitination. Gene Ontology annotation, cellular component: LUBAC complex.